AUGUCAAACGUCCGUAUUUCUAAUGGGAGCCCUACCCUGGAGCGCAUGGAAGCCAGGCAGUCGGAGUACCCGAAGCCGUCAGCUUGCAGGAACCUCUUCGGGCCGGUGAAUCACGAAGAGUUAAACAGGGACUUGAAGAAGCACCGCCAGGAGAUGGAGGAGGCAUGCCAGAGGAAGUGGAAUUUCGAUUUCCAGAAUCACAAGCCGCUGGAAGGCAGGUACGAGUGGCAAGCCGUGGAGAAGGGGAGCUCGCCCGACUUCUACUUCAGAGCCCCCAGGCUACUGAAAACUGUCUGCAAGUCCGCCGGCCGCCAGAGCUUGGAUGUAAACGGGAAUUGCCAAACCGUGGUUUUUGUCGGUUCUCAGGGAAUCUCAGAGGACACUCACUGUGUAGAUCAAAAGACUGAUGUUUCUGAAAAUCAGACGGACUUUGCAGAGCAGUGCACUGGGCAGAGGAAAAGACCUGCCACCGAUGAUUCCUCUCCUCAAAAUAAAAGAGCCAACACAACAGAAGAAGAGGUUUCAGAAGACUCCCCCAGUGCCAGUUCAGUGGAGCAAACACCCAAGAAAUCAAGCCCAAGAAGACAUCAAACGUAAACCGUUUAGAGCGGAGGAUGUGCGUGUCCUCGUUCAUCGGGUGCGGCGGGGGGCGAUGAAGCGAGGAAGAUGUAAAGUUGUAGUGGAAACGAAAAUACAUAUCGCCGAUCUCCGUGGGGUGGAGGUCCUGUACAAGCACUGAAAAAACAACAGCAACAAAACAAAAACAACAAAAAAAAAGCAAACAAUAACACUAAAAUUUUAGGCACUCUUAAAAGACCUGCCUCUAAAAGCAUUGGAUGUAGCAUUGUGCAAUUAGGUGUUUCCUUAUUUGCUUCAUUGUACUACCUGUGUAUAUAGUUUUUACCUUAUGUAGCACAUAAACUUUGUUGGGAGGGGGGAGGGAGUGGAAGAUUGGAACCGAUUGGAACUUGCUUUCACAAUCUAGCAAGUAAAGAAAUGUAUGAAGAGAAGCAGUGUAGGUUUUUUUUAUUACUUAAAGAUGUAUUGUCCCUUUA
Gymnogyps californianus (California condor) is the source of this 1055-nucleotide messenger RNA. It is a transcript of the gene CDKN1B, whose product is annotated as cyclin dependent kinase inhibitor 1B. The record is from RefSeq and is a predicted model, not a curated record. Gene Ontology annotation, biological process: negative regulation of cell population proliferation; G1/S transition of mitotic cell cycle; regulation of cell cycle. The transcript has 3 exons. Gene Ontology annotation, molecular function: cyclin-dependent protein serine/threonine kinase inhibitor activity; protein-folding chaperone binding. Lineage: Eukaryota; Metazoa; Chordata; Aves; Accipitriformes; Cathartidae. Bases 1 to 597 code for a protein of 198 amino acids. Gene Ontology annotation, cellular component: cytoplasm; nucleus.